AUGACAGAUCGGGGUCAUCAACAAUUGGGCAAGCUGCUAUUUGCGGUCAGUCAUCCUCCGAAAGAUAUGGAAACUUUCGUCGAGACCUUGAUAUCGGAUCAGGGUCGCACCAUCGACGAAUUGCUCCAAGACAAUAUUUUCAAGUGGUUUCCAAUUGUGGAAGCCUGCUACAUGGACAGCUAUGUUUAUGUAUCCUCCCAUGAUUCUGAAGACAAUGAUUCGAACAAGUAUUUGCCCUUACUUCAUAUGGCGAUGCUUCUGGUCACUUCGCCUGCUGCACUUGUAUCGGACGGUGGUCCAGUCUUCGACCAAAUGACCUUUCAUACGGACUUACACAAGGCCAUCAAUGCCUUGCUUGCUGUCGUCUCGUUAAACGCAAAGGCACACGUCCAUUUGAUACAGACUUUAGGCAUAGUUGCCCUGUACGAAUUUGGAAUUGGCGCCUUCGAACAGGCUCACAGGACUCUCACUUCGGCCUUUGUCAUGACAAGUCUGUGUCGUGAAUAUGGAGUGGAUAUGGAAGCGCAGCUUACCUGGAAACUGUGUUUGAUGACCCUCGACGUAAUGAUUGCCAUGUCAACGCAUAGCAGGCCCUGUGGCAGUGCCAUGGGUUAUGACCGUCAUUUACUGCCACUCAUAUGCGAUAGCAACCACCCCGUACGCAAAGAAGUUGGAUGGAUGAUGAAAAGAUACGAUCAUCAUGGUUACGAGUGCAGCUCCGAGGAGGCCGUUCAAAGAUUAGUGGAAAUGCAUGAGGGCGUGGUGAGCGCCCGUCGAAUUCUGCAGCGCAAUAAUGGGAAAGGAGACAGACCGAUUUAUGGUUCCGUCUUCGACUCUGACUCCGACUCCGAUGUUGAGCCGGGCACUAGUAGGAGCAGAUACCGCGGAAAUACAAGAUCUGCAGUGGAGGAAGAAAAGCUGACAAUGUUGGAUGACAAGGGUAACAUAACAGUUCCUGAUUACUGGAAAGGGCAUGAUCCCCAAGUCUUAAGUCUGAGUGCUAUGCUUGUCCACGAAUACCACGAAGGGCUGCCAAAGAACGGAGGGGGGCACGCUCCGGAGCGUACAGACUGGCGCGACAAGUGCGAAAAUGUUGCCCUGAAGGCCUGUGCAGCGCUUCUCACCAAGUCAAGAAGGGCAGACGUUGACAUUCGUCAACUCUCCAUGGUUAGCGUGUUUUGUAUCAUGCACAACAUGACUAUCAUAGUCAAAGAUCAUAAUUCCGACUAUGCUAUCAAAAGGGCCAAGACGUUCCUGCCAGUGAUGAACAAGUUUGCUGCGAGAUGGCCUUUUGCCCAUUUCUACCGGGAUUAUUUGAAGCGAUAUAUAGCUUUUGCUGAAAAUAUAUGGGAUGGUCCUCUCGAUUAUGAGAUGGGUUCGAAAUGGUAG
This is a messenger RNA of Fusarium pseudograminearum CS3096, 1389 nucleotides long. RefSeq lists its product as uncharacterized. Lineage: Eukaryota; Fungi; Ascomycota; Sordariomycetes; Hypocreales; Nectriaceae. Bases 1 to 1389 code for a protein of 462 amino acids. The transcript has 4 exons. The record is from RefSeq and is a predicted model, not a curated record.